Penicillium riverlandense is the source of this 1149-nucleotide messenger RNA. RefSeq lists its product as uncharacterized. The record is from RefSeq and is a predicted model, not a curated record. Lineage: Eukaryota; Fungi; Ascomycota; Eurotiomycetes; Eurotiales; Aspergillaceae. The transcript is spliced from 3 exons. The coding region runs from base 1 to 1149 and encodes 382 amino acids.
AUGCACGUUCACGAUGAGCAACCUAACAUCGCCUCCAACCGCACUGGUCGACCCAAGGGGGUGAAGAACAAAAAGACUCUUGAACGAAUAAAGCAGCUCCGCGCUGCCGACGACAGAGACGAGGAGGGGACGAGGGUCGCUGAUAACGAACAGUGUACGAGCAAUUUCCAAAGUUCCGACACCUUUGAGCUGCUCCGUGAUGGCGAAAUGCCAGACUAUUUACUCCCUGAACCCCUCUGGGUUGACACUCUGUUGACUACAACAGACCUGGCGCUUCCAGGGUUUGGGGAUAUGGACCGCAUCCUCAAAAGACCCCAGGACACAGACCUAGACAGCUCCCCGAUGCAGUUCUCCAAAGUAGCUGGAGUUCACCCCUCGCAACCUCAGAACCAUCCUUCUUCCACAUGUCAUUGCGUCCGACAGAUUACUGAGCAGCUGGCCAAUUUCAAGGCUCUAAGUGUUUCUCCACAGCGGCUCCAGCCUGACUUUGUCCUCACGGUAGCUAGAGAUUCUCUGCUAGAGUGGCGACCUUAUCUGGAGUGUUCGAGAUGCGAGUACAGCGACGACAAGGACGUCUUGGUUUUGUCGGUUAUGGCCCUCCGUGCGUUGUUCAAUCUGAUCCAGGCAAUCGGCCUUCAACAUAAGUACCAGUCUCGUCACGACGACAGCCAGGAGGAUAUAUCUACGGCAAGUGCCUCAUCUGCACCGUUUUUGAACUCUCAGAAUUCUUUCCUGGGCACGUAUCGACUCGUCUGCGAAGAGAAGCGACUGGUUGUGGAUCUUCUUCUAUACAGGACACUGAAGAGCCUUUACCGCACGGCCAAAAAUCUGACGGAGAAGAGCCUCAGGAUGACCGGAACAGCGUCCAAGAGAGACAGCACAUCCGAUCAAUCGUCCCGAUCGCAGAGCUCUCCUUAUCCACUAGUUGCGAGCCCUAUACUUUGUUAUGGCCUUCCCCAGAAGGUGACUAUGAGUGAUCGGUCGAAAGGAUUAGAUUCCACCGGGUUCAGUAUUUCGUCAGAUGAACAUGACAACUAUUUACAGAAGUCUCUACAGAGCUUGACGGCCAACAUCGAAUCUCAUCUGAUGAAAAUCCAAACUCCUCAGUCAAUCCAAGGCCAAAGGGAUGCCGAUACCUUUGGGUUUUAG